Molecule: messenger RNA, 1083 nt
Organism: Talaromyces marneffei
Lineage: Eukaryota; Fungi; Ascomycota; Eurotiomycetes; Eurotiales; Trichocomaceae
Exons: 3
Coding region: 1-1083 (360 amino acids)
Source: RefSeq, a predicted model, not a curated record
AUGUCGGGCAUCAGUGACCCCGUUCUUACAUCUAUUGGUGAGACCAAGGCUAGAUAUGUACGCCUUGGGAAAAGUGGGUUGUAUGUUUCGGUUCCAAUCUUGGGCGCUAUGUCAUUGGGCCAUAAAGACUGGCAGCCAUGGGUAAUUGAAGAAGAGGAAGCUCUCAUCAUUCUGAGAGCAGCGUACGAUCGCGGUAUCAACACCUGGAAUACUGCAAAUGUGUACAGCAACGGCAUUAGCGAAGAGAUCUUAGGCAAGGCUCUCAGAAAGUUCCAGAUUCCCCGUGAGAGGUUGGUCAUCAUGACUCAGUGCUCUAGCUGGGUUGGUGACUCGCCCAAGUCUCGAGCUUGGUUGUACAGAGAUAAAUGCAGAGACAGUAAGGACUUUGUCAACCAAGGUGGGCUCUCGCGAAAAGCUUUAUUUUCAGCAGUCGAUGCAAGCAUUCGGCGUCUUGGGGUUGAAUAUAUCGAUCUGCUCCAGGUCCAUCGCUUUGACUAUACAACACCAAUUGGAGAGACCAUGGCAGCAUUACAUGAUCUUGUUCAAAGUGGGAAAGUACGGUAUAUUGGAGCCUCCAGUAUGUGGACAUAUCAAUUCGCAACAAUGCAGUACUGCGCCGAGAGCCACGGAUGGACAAAGUUCAUCAGUAUGCAGAACCACUAUAAUUUGCUUUAUCGAGAGGAAGAGCGAGAAAUGAACAAAUUCUGCAACGAGACUGGCGUGGGGCUCAUUCCAUGGGCACCUCUUUGCAGGGGCUACCUAGCACGACCUCUAUCAUCGAAUGAAAUCUCCACGCGUGCUUUGGAGGAACAAAAACUCGGAAGAAUCCUAUCCGUUGGACAUACAGAGACCGAUCAUGCCAUUAUCAAUCGAGUGGAAGAGAUAGCACAGAAGAGAGGGUGGAAGAUGAGUACCGUCGCUCUAGCGUGGAUCAACAAAAGGGUGACGAGCCCGAUUAUUGGGUUUAAUACUAUUGAGAGGAUGGAUGAAGCGCUAUCUUCCAGAGAUCAAGAGCUGACAACAGAAGAAGAAGAGUAUCUUGAGGAGCUGUACGUAAGUAGGGGUAUCCAGGGUCACUUCUAA